AUGACGUCAUUACAUAAACAAAUUAUUGAAUCACAUAAUAAUGAUAUAACCAAAUUGAAAUCAUCAAUGUCAACAAGAGCAGCUGCUAGAAGAAGUGUUUGUUUAUCUUCAAUGUCUUAUACAUUAGGUGCUGAUGAUGUUACACCAAUCACCUCAAAUACAACCCCUAGUAAUAAUAAUAAUAAUAAUAAUACUACCACCACCAUAACUACCACAACUACCACCCCAACCAUAUCACCACUAAAGCAAUCAACUACAGGUAGUAUUAUACCCAAAUCAAUUUUAGUUACAAAAUCAGGCUCAAAGGAGGAACCUAUUGUAUCAUCCUCAAAAUCAAGUAGUAAUAGUAGUAGUAUCAAUAAUAACUUUAAUAAUUUAUAUUCAGCAUCAACAUUUAGUAGUAGUACAAAGAAAGUACAUGAAAGACCAAGUAUAAAUCCAGGUUUUAGAAAACCAAGAGAGGCAUUAUUAAGUGGUAAUAGUGAUAGUGGUAUUAUUAAAAAACCAUCUUCAUCAUCUACUUCUUCUUCUUCUUCUUCUUCUUCAACUACUAGUAAUAUAAAAGCACCAAUUCAAAUUUCACAUUCUAGCAAUAGUGGUAGUAGUAGUAGUGGUGGUAAUAAUAAUAAUAGUGAUGAUAAUAGUGGCAGCUCUACAAUUAAACAUACUGCUGCAUCAUUAUCAAAAAUGAAGUUAUCACCAUCGCACACAAUUUCUGAUUCUCCAAGAUCCUCAACUAUGAAAUCUAGAUCUGUUUCAAUUUCAAAUGGUAGUUUAUUCUCACCAACCAAUACUUCUGUAAAUAAUAGCAAUAACAAUACAUCAUCAAAUAUAAAAACCCCAACCAAAUCAUCAAUAUCUGAGAAUUUAGAUCAAAAUACACCACCACCACCAUCAUCAUCAUCAACAACAAAAACACCAACUGCAACAACAACAACAACAACAACAACAACAUCAUCAUCGUCAUCGACAUCAACAAAUACAACACCUUCUAAAUCAUCAGUGGAUGAUGUUUUUGCAAGAUUAGCCAAUGUAUCAAAACCUGCAAUUAAAUCAAGAUCAUUAUCUGUUUCUGCAAGUUUGGCAAGGGUUGAACAAUCCCCACCAACUAAAGAUAAGGGAGAUAAAGAAUCUUCAUCUUCGUCCUCCUCUUCUUCAUCUUCAUUUUCUAGUAAAUUUACAAAAAUACUUAGGAGUUCAUCAAAAACACCAACACCAACUUCAUCCAACACUACAGUACAACCCUCAACAACCUCAUUAUCAGCAUCAAAGAUAUCAUCUAGAAAAGAUACAAAAUCAUUAUCAUCUUUUUCAACUACAACUACUACUACUACUUUAAAAUCCUCAUCAUCAUCAUCAUCAUCAUCAUCAUCAUCAUCAAAAUCAAAUAUAGCAUCAAGCUCAUCAAGUUCAUCAAAUAAUUUAACAAACUUACUCACACAAUCACAAUCAAUUUCGUCAACAUCAACAUCAACAACAACAACACCAACUUCAACUUCACCAACAUUGGCAUCAUCAAUGUCUGUAUUAUCAUCACCAACUUCAACCACUACCACCUCCACCUCUACCACCUCCACAACAACAACACCAACCAAAUCAUCAUGUACUAUUAUAACACCAUCGAUUGCAUUGAAAUUAUAUAUAAACGAUUUAACAUCAGCAGAACAAUCAGAGAUUCUGGAUUAUCCUCAAAUCUAUUUCACUGGUAAUACCAAUAAAAAAACAAAAUUCAAUUCACAAUUACCAAACAAUGGUUAUGAUAAUGAUAUUGGUGAAUAUAAAGUGGUUGAACGUGAUCAUAUAGCAUAUCGUUUUGAAAUCGUUUCAAUACUUGGUCAAGGUUCAUUCUGUCAAGUAGUAAAAGGUUAUGAUUAUAAAACUGGUGAAAUGGUUGCUUUAAAAAUUUUACGUAAUCAAAAAAGAUUUCAUAAUCAAGCUUUAACUGAAAUUAAAAUUUUAGAAUAUUUAAAAACAAAUGAUCCAAAUUCAACAGCAAGCAUUGUCCAUUUAAAUAAUUAUUUUUAUUUUAGAAAUCAUUUAAUUUUAACAUUUGAAUUAUUAAGUAUGAAUUUAUAUGAUUUUUUAAAAGUAAAUCAUUUCCAAGGUUAUAAUUUAAAUUUAGUUAGAAGAUUUGGCGCUCAAAUCUUAACUUCACUUAGAUUUUUAUCAAAGAGAAAUAUAAUUCAUGCCGAUUUAAAACCUGAAAAUAUUUUAUUAAAAUCACCAACUAAAUCUGGUAUAAAAUUAAUUGAUUUUGGUAGUAGUUGUUUUGAAAAUGAACAAAUUUUUACAUAUAUUCAAUCAAGAUUUUAUAGGUCACCAGAAGUUAUAUUGGGAACUAAAUAUGAUAAAUCGAUUGAUAUUUGGAGUUUAGGUUGUAUAUUAGUAGAGAUUUUCACAGGUGUACCAUUAUUUCCAGGAUCUGAUGAACCUGAACAAUUAGCAUGUAUAAUGGAGGUGCUUGGAGCUCCCCCAAAAAGUGUAAUUGAUAAUUCAACACGUAAGGAUAUUUUCUUUGAAGAUGAUGGUACUCCAAAACCUGUUAAAAACUCAACAACUGGAGAACUCUAUACAAUUGGUACAAAAUCUUUUAAGGAUUCAAUUAGAUCGGGUGAUGAAGAUUUUGAUAAUUUCAUUUUGGAUUGCUUAAAAUGGGAACCAUCUCAAAGAAUUACUGCUGAACAAGGUUUAAAACAUGAUUGGAUAAUUAAAGUUAUUGCUCCAACUGCACCUUCAACACCUUCUUAA
Messenger RNA from Dictyostelium discoideum AX4, 2748 nucleotides. RefSeq lists its product as hypothetical. Bases 1 to 2748 code for a protein of 915 amino acids. NCBI's taxonomy places the organism in Eukaryota, Evosea, Eumycetozoa, Dictyosteliales, Dictyosteliaceae. Gene Ontology annotation, molecular function: protein tyrosine kinase activity; ATP binding; protein kinase activity. The transcript is spliced from 3 exons. The record is from RefSeq and is a predicted model, not a curated record.